CUGAAUUAUCUAACUAUAAAUCCCUCUCAUAAUAUCAAACCCCACACUUUCUCUUAUUUCACAUCUCCAAAAUCUCUAUUCCAUCUCCUCCAAUGGAUUUCUUCAAAUCCGUCUUCUCCGAAGACCCGGACCUACCCCAAAACGAUGACGCUCCGGAACCGAACCCGGACCCAAUCCCGGAUCCGGACUCGGACUCCACCGCGAUUUGGAGUUUCGGCGGAUUAAUCAAAACGAUCGCGUCGAAAUCGGAGUCGGUGAUCCAAACCUACCGGCGCGAUAUAGAGGAAUUCGGGUCCGGGUUGAAGAAAGAAACGUCGGUGAUCCGAGAAGUCGCGUCGCGAGCCGUCACGGACUUCCCGGCUUCGCUCGACGCCGGCACUUCCGUCGCUCAGGAAUCGCUCGAGUCCGUUGGUCAAGCUAUCGACGAUAUCGGCUCCUCCGUAUGGAAAUCGACGGCGGAAAUCAUCACUCACGGCGCGGACAAGCUCUUCGUAGCAGCCGCCGCCGGCUCUGAUUCCGAUUCCGAUUCCAAUAAUGGUAGGCGAUUGAGUAGCAGUAGUCAGGUUUCGGAUUUGAAACCAUACAGUAGGUUCGACGCGCAGGUGCGUGCGGUUCAGUGCGAUUUGAACACGUAUUUGGAGGAACCGAAGGAGGAGGAUUUGGAGGAGUGGAAAUUAGGGUUUGUGUUAGAGGAAAAAGGGAAAGAGAUUGAGGAUUUGAUCAGAGAGAAUCCUGUAAUCGAAGAGAUUUAUGAGAACAUUGUUCCAACUAGGGUUGACAAGGAGAGUUUUUGGAUUAGGUAUUUUUAUAGAGUACAUAAGCUGAAGCAAGCCGAGGAGGCGAGAGCUAAGCUCGUGAAGCGAGUGAUUUCCCGUGGCGAAGAAGAGGAUUUGAGUUGGGAUUUUGAUGAUGAUGAAGAAGAAAAUGGCGUGAAAAAUAUUAUUAGUAAUAAUGAUAAUGUAGCAUUGGAUGAUGAUAAGAGUUCCCGAUCCAAUGUUGUUGAAAAUGUUGGUGUGAAAUUGGAGGAGAAAGGGGAUAGUGAGGAAUCAGAGCGAGAUAGUGAUGUUUCGGUUGUUUCAAGCCAGCCAUUGUUGGUGGCGGAGGAGGAAGAGCUCGGGUGGGAUGAGAUUGAGGAUAUUGGAAGCAAUGAUGAGAACAAAGGGGAAGGGGAGGAUGGUGUUGUUUCGAGUUCCAAUAGGGUUGAUUUGCGUAAGCGGCUGAGUAAGGCGGAGGAGGAGGAGGAUUUGAGUUGGGAUAUUGAAGACGAAGACGAUGGUGAUGAUGAUGACAAGCAUGUUAAAUCGUGAUUAAUUUGAGGUUAUUAUACUCUGCCACUGAUUUGGGUUCCCCUGCAAAGUGUUUGUUUAUUUGUUAGUGAUAUUCGAUUGUUUGGUCUUUUAUAGAUUAAAAUUGUAAAUUCUUGUCUCUGCAUCUGUUUAUUUUUUGGUUUAAAGUGAUUAGAUUCAUCUUA
Molecule: messenger RNA, 1471 nt
Organism: Quercus robur (English oak)
Lineage: Eukaryota; Viridiplantae; Streptophyta; Magnoliopsida; Fagales; Fagaceae
Exons: 1
Coding region: 93-1307 (404 amino acids)
Cellular component (GO): cytoplasm
Source: RefSeq, a predicted model, not a curated record